Molecule: messenger RNA, 2717 nt
Organism: Cynoglossus semilaevis (tongue sole)
Lineage: Eukaryota; Metazoa; Chordata; Actinopteri; Pleuronectiformes; Cynoglossidae
Gene: pls1
Product: plastin 1 (I isoform)
Exons: 18
Coding region: 377-2311 (644 amino acids)
Biological process (GO): actin filament network formation; actin filament bundle assembly
Cellular component (GO): actin filament bundle; cytoplasm; actin filament
Molecular function (GO): calcium ion binding; actin filament binding
Source: RefSeq, a predicted model, not a curated record
AGCAGACGCCUGAAGUGUGUCCGUUAGGUGGAGAGAGUAACCGGAGAUCGCCUGCCAGUCACAGAGUGAAACCGGGCUGAUCAGGUGUCUGGGAGAGAAAAGACCGGAGGCGUUGCUAAAAAGAUGGAGUCACCGUGCGCUGGGCAGGGGGUCAGAAUGUAGACACUGACUUUGACCUUGAAGAGAUCAGCGAAGUUAAAAGAGAAGUCGUCCGGCCAGAGGAGGCGAGGAUAGGAGGCCCAAAGAAAAGGCUUCCUCCCUGCUCCGGUCUCCAGUCUCGCAGGACUCUGGACGACUCCUCUGCUGCAGCCAGUCCACAGGGAUCUGCUCCCAGGAGGCUUCCAUAUCUUAAGACAAGACCGACGAAGAGAAUACAAUGAAGGGGUACAGAGGAGCAGCCAAAAUGGAGAACCAUGUCACACAGAUUUCCAGAGAUGACCUGGAAGAGCUCAGGGAAGCCUUCAACAAAAUCGACAUCGACAACAGCGGCUACGUGAGUGACUUUGAGCUGCAGGAGCUGUUCAGAGAGGCUAGCUACUCCCUGCCAGGAUACAAGGUGAGGGAAAUCAUGGAGACCUUCAUUGCUGGAGACACCAACAAGGACGAGAAGAUCAGCUUUGAGGAGUUUGUUUCUAUCUACCAGGAGCUGAAAAGCAAGGAGUUAAGUGAGACCUUCAGGAGAAACAUCUCGAGAAGAGACGGCAUCCGGUCCUUUGGUGGAAUGUCAAAGAUAUCCAGCGAGGGGACGCAGCAUUCCUACUCUGAUCAAGAGAAGGUGGCCUUCGUUAACUGGAUCAACAAAACUUUGGCCAAAGAUCCAGACUGUGAACACCUGCUGCCCAUAAACCCCAAAGACGGCAGCCUCUUCAAAUCUGUCCGGGAUGGAAUCCUGUUAUGUAAAAUGAUCAACCUGUCUCAGCCUGACACCAUUGAUGAACGAGUCAUCAACACCAAGAAACUCACCACCUUCAAGAUGACUGAGAAUCUGGUCCUGGGUCUGAACUCAGCCUCAGCCAUCGGCUGCACAGUGGUGAACAUUGACGCCCCUGAUCUGAUGGCUGGGAAACCCCACCUGGUCCUGGGGCUGCUGUGGCAGGUUAUCAAAGUCGGCCUGUUUGCUGAUAUAGAAAUGAGCAAGAACGAAGGUCUCUAUGGGCUGCUGGCGGAUGGAGAAAAACUGGAACAUCUGAUGUCUCUGUCGCCCGAGGAGCUGCUGCUCCACUGGGUCAACUUCCAUCUCCGUAAUGCAGGGACGCAGCCCAUCAAAAACUUCAGUGAAGACAACAAGGACUCCCGGGCCUAUUUCUACCUGCUGCAACAAAUCGCUUUGCAAGAGGCAAAAGAAAAGGAGCUCAGAACAAGAGUGAAAAUCGACAUAAGUGGCCUGAAUGAACCUGACUUGGAGGAAAGGGCAGAGCUCAUGCUGCAGCAGGCGGCCCGUCUGGACUGCAGGCAGUUCGUGUCUCCUCACGACGUUGUAUCUGGAAACAGCAAACUCAACCUGGCCUUUGUGGCCAAUCUGUACAACAUGCACCCAGCCAUGCACAGAGCCAACACCAACGGCAUAGAGGUCGCACGCAUAGCAGGAGAGUCCAGGGAGGAGAAAACUUUCCGCAACUGGAUGAACUCUCUGGGAGUGACUCCAUAUGUCAAUCAUCUGUACUGCGAUCUGUGCGAUGCUUUGGUGAUACUGCAGCUCUAUGAAAAGGUCAAAGUGCCUGUGAACUGGAAGAAAGUCAACCGUCCACCUUACCCUUUCCUGGGUGCAAAUAUGAAGAAGCUGGAGAACUGCAACUACGCUGUAGAUCUGGGCAAGAAUGUUGCUCACUUCUCUUUGGUCGGUGUCGGAGGUGCAAACAUCAAUGAGGGCAGUGCCCUGCACAUACUGGCCCUGGUCUGGCAGCUGAUGAGGAGGUACACAGUCCUGGUUUUGUCAGAUUUAGGUGAUGGAGAAAAGGUCGGAGACCAGAUCAUCCUGGACUGGGUCAACACCACCUUGAGCCACAACCGCAAAGACACACAGAUCAGCAGCUUCAAGGACAAACAAAUCAGCACCAGUCUCCCAGUUAUUGACCUGAUCGACUGCAUCACUCCUGGAACUGUCAAGUGGGACAUGGUGAAGAAAGUAGAGAAAGGGUUUAUGAAGAAGGAAGAUAAGAACGACAAUGCAAAGUAUGCAAUCUCCUUGGCCCGCAAAAUUGGAGCUCGUGUUUAUGCCCUGCCUGAUGAUUUGGUGGAGGUUAAUCCUAAAAUGGUGCUGACAGUGUUCGCCUGCCUCAUGGGCCACGGUUGGAAAAAAGGCCUUAAAUGAAAAAAAAAAAGAAGACAAAAGAUAAGAAGAAAACUUUGAACAAACCUGAAAUAUAAUAUGAAACAAAAUUAUUUUUCUGUAAACUCUCUUUUCGUCAUCUUCUUUUUAACCUUUGAAGUUAAAGUAAUCACAAAAACAAGCAGAUUAUACUUUGUUUACGAAAGCAAUACAUCCGUGAACACGCAACAAAUUACAUAUCUUAACAAAGUUUCUGCUUAUCUAUGAGUUUAUACAAUAGAUAAAAAUGCGAACAAUUUUUCUUUUUUCCAUUACAUGGUACUUGCUUCAUUAUGUAGCUUCGCAGGAAAAUAAAAAAUCAAACACAUUUUCUUUCAGCAAAACCUGUUUGUCUGUAAAUGUUGUGCAUUAAAUACUGCUAUUUAAUUAUUAAAAUAUAUUGAGUUGU